AUAAUGACUAUGGAUCCGGCUGUAUUGGAAUACGUGGAACAUCUUCAACAAAAUGUUGCUGAAUUACAUCAAAUGGGACGGGAAUGGGGGAUGACAGACGAUGAAAUGUCAGAUUGUAUUGAGAGAGUGCUCAGAGAAAAUGAAAAUGUCAUCGUAACCCCACCCCGAAAGUCUACAGCAAGGCGUAUCUGGCGAUGCAUUGGUUACACACCACUGGUUAUAUCCUGCUUGAUUUUGGCUGUAUUGCUUCUUAUGGCAGGGUCAUCUCUCUUAUUUGUUGUGGCCCCUUCUGCUGAGCAUUAUUUGUCUGGGAAGCUUCAACCAUACGGUUAUACAAUUUUCAGAACCAUACGACUCGCAACUCUCCCUCUCCACCGCUAUUUCAACAUAACUAGUCUGUAUGAUGCAGAGUGCCUUGUUGAAAAUCCAUGGUACGAAGAGCCCACAUUUGAAUGUAACUGGUGUGAAAACAUUAAGAAUAUUGAAAGUUUAAAUGACACUAAAGACCAUGACUUAAUUGAUGGAUUUAUGAGACAAGCCAGACCGGUUGUUUUUAAGAAUCUGGCAAAUGUGGUCAACUUUGAGGAUCUUCGAACAUUGUACAGAGAGAACAAGAAAGUCCUGGACAAUGCAGCUUUCUUCAAGUCCAAUAUCCCAGGAAUGAGAUCCAUCCAGGAACUCUUUGGUGAUGAAGUAGAUGAGAACACCUUGAUGAAGGAUGGAACAACUAUUCACUGGGUGACAAGAAACAUGGCAGGUAGUCAGGUGAUAAGAAAGUUGUUCCCUCGGCCGGCUUUUAUUCCACCAGAGAGUGAAGUGACGCUAGAAAGAGUUAUCUUCAUUGAUGGACAUAAAUCAGAUCACUAUGAACUGGUGGUGUUGCCGCUACAGAUGGGAUAUUAUAUCCAAGCCUCAGGAAGUCACAAAGUCAUUGUCACCCCUCUGAAACAUUGUAGAGAUGUAUGCAACCCCAUGCAUACUGUUCUAAAGGAAGGAGACAUAUUGAUGUAUAAUCCCUCCAUUUGGAAGGUAGUGGUGAUGCCUAACUUCCAGAAAAAGCUCAGCAUUGGUUACACUGGAUCUUUUUCAUUCAGUGGAUUUGACUAUGACUUAAAGGAGGUAGAGGACCCAGAAAUUCAACCAGAUCCUGAUGCCGAGCAAGAGGAAUCAGUGGAGGAAGAAGACGGAGAAAAAGAAUAAAACAUAGACGGCAUUCCUGUAAAUCAUCAAAUGUAUUCUCCACCUCGUGUCUUAAUUAUAGAACUGUUGGCAUUUAAAAAAGAUACAAAAUACUAUUCAAAAACUGUUAAUAAUGAAGGAAAAGCCCUAGACUUAUCAACAUUUCAAUUUUUGCUGUGUACUGAAAAAUAGAGCUGAAAAUAAAGAAGACACGGAAUCAGGAGUUAUUUUUAAUGAUACACACAGGAAACCAAGUUUUAUUCAUUUAUAGGUUUUAUUGUUUAUAUUCAAGCUUUAUAUAAGUUA
Messenger RNA from Saccostrea echinata, 1485 nucleotides. RefSeq lists its product as uncharacterized. The record is from RefSeq and is a predicted model, not a curated record. Bases 4 to 1200 code for a protein of 398 amino acids. The transcript is spliced from 6 exons. NCBI's taxonomy places the organism in Eukaryota, Metazoa, Mollusca, Bivalvia, Ostreida, Ostreidae.